Molecule: messenger RNA, 15443 nt
Organism: Ostrea edulis (European flat oyster)
Lineage: Eukaryota; Metazoa; Mollusca; Bivalvia; Ostreida; Ostreidae
Product: rho guanine nucleotide exchange factor 11-like
Exons: 32
Coding region: 9607-14160 (1517 amino acids)
Biological process (GO): G protein-coupled receptor signaling pathway; intracellular signal transduction
Cellular component (GO): cytoplasm
Molecular function (GO): G protein-coupled receptor binding; guanyl-nucleotide exchange factor activity
Source: RefSeq, a predicted model, not a curated record
UAAAUUUGUAACUUCAGCUGUUUCUGAUUGUGAAAUUGUAGUUCUUAGCUGUUUCUGAUUGUGAAUUUGGAUUCUUUAGCUAUUCCAGAUAAAGUUUUUACGUACCUGUUAUCGGAGAAUUGGGGGCAUAUAGGUCUGUCUAUAUGUCUGUACGCAAAAACUUUUUAACUUUGCUCAUAACUUUUUUUUAUUUUACAUGUGGUGUAUUCCUUGUGACAAGACCUUUCUUUUGGUACCAAACUGUUGACCUAGUGACCUUCACCUUGAAGUUUGACCAAUUUUUGAAAAACUUUAACCUAGGCCAUAACUUUAGAAUGGUUAGUGAUAGGGCUUUGAUAUCUCACAGGUGUAUUUCUUGUGACAAGGCCUUUCUUUAGGUAGUAUAAUUACUUCUUGCCAUACUGGAGCUUCAGUGUUUCACAAACAUGUCUUAUAUUUGUAGUAUUACCAACUUUUUGAACAUUUGUAUUGAAUACCUCUUUUACAUAUUAGAGGAGAGACAUUGAGUGCUACUCUGUGGGUGUUGGUAUAACUUUGGACAGAGCAAAGUAGAUUUAAUGUACAGUACCAAUAUGCAGGCUGUGGGUGGAGUAGAAUUUGAAAGCAUAUUGUUUUUCAAACGAUCCAGUAACUAAUGAAUCUUGCAGGAAUUUUGGAAUUAAGAUUUUUGAAAUAGUUGGUAUGAAAGUGAAAAUUUGAGCAAACAAUCACAAGUGGCGGUUGUUUAGAGAUUCGAUGAAUUCUCCUCCAUUUUACAAUGAUGAUGAGAAAUGCGGACCUCCUUGAAUUGGCUCACUAUAUGGAGGGAACUGAUUCUUUUUCCAGAUCUGUUUACCUAUCCUGCAGGCUGAACUUCCUGAACAGUACUUCUGCUAUUAUUUGCUCUCUUGGCAGAGGCAAUAUUCCUUGAUUUUUCUGAUAAAGAAACUCCACAAUCUAGAGGAGUAUAGCUUGUACAGAAUAACUACAAGAUACUUUAUUUCUGCACAAAAAUAGUACAUGUAUACCGUUUAUGUUGCUAUUUUUAAUUUCGUCAGUGAAGAAUUUAGAUCUUUUAAGUUCCCUGACUUUAUUUUUAAAACAAUGUAUUAUAUGGCUUGAUAGAGGAGAAGAGUAUUUGUGGUGGAUGGUGAUUUUCACUAGAAUUAGUUGUCCUAUGUUUGCGCUUGUCAUCCACAGUGUAAAUGACAGAUCAAACUAGAAAAAAUCAACCAUGUGUUGAUGACAGUGAAACUUCUCAUUAGUGACUGCAUACAAAGCUCUCCAGUUUAAUGAAAAGUGUUAUCAUAAAAACACAUCUGUGUUUUUAAAAUUUCUGAUUGAAAUCUCUAUCUCUGGGAUGCAGGGCCCAGAUACAUGUAUCUGCAGCAUUAUUAACGGAGUGCAGGAAAAUCAUUAUCGUACAGAGUGGAAUUAGAUUUGGAUUUUUAUCAGCAGCAGCAGUCUUUGAUAAAAUGAUAUGUCACUCCUGGUGACAGAAGGGACAGAUAUCAUAUUUGGAAGUAGACAAAUUGAUUGUUUAACAUCAGUUUCUGGGUUUAUGAGAGGGAAAGCUUGGUCAAAUAGCCAUGCAUUGAUUUAAUUGUCAAUUCACAGAAGAGAUGGUCAAAGUCGGAUGGUCAAAGUCAAACCAUUUGAUUCAUCACAAAUGAUAAUUUAGCUUAAUGGUUGUAUGAAAAGUGGAUGUCAUACAAAAUGUACUUUGUAUUGUAUCUGAGAGAUUCAAGAUGCAAUUAAGUUUUUAGAAGUGCAGUUUGACAAAAUUUGCACAAGUCUACUCCAAGAUUAUUGUUUAACUCUUGUCAAGGAAAUCCCAAAGGAUCGAUAGUUUGACAUGUGUGUAAUAAAAUGUUUAAAAAUCAAUUCAUCAUGUUUGAUAAAAAAAAUAGAAAAUAUAAAAUAAGAUACAAAUGAUUAAAAAAAUCUAUAACUUUAUGUAAACCUGAAGAGGCCCAUCUGGCAAUAAGGUAACUCCAGCCAUGAAAUAUGUUCAUUUUGUUUAUAAUGUAAAAUGAUGUUUUAAUGAAAAUAAUUUUUCACUUGAGGAAUAAACGAUGCUGGAGUAAUUGUUGAGCAGUAUGUCUCUACAUGCCUGAUGAUCAGCGCUCUGUGGCAGCUUAUCAGCGCUAGGCAGGCUUAGUUAGACAGGAAUAUUGAAACAGACUAUUGACUGGUUUCUGUACAAAGCCUUCAUAUUGUUUUAGCAGCAAACUGAUGCCGGGAAACACACUGAAAAACACUCUCUGGAGUCACUUUCUCCUGAUCAUUGCUUUCUAUGUACUAUAUUUAUGUGUUUGAUAAUUCAUGGAGCUGCUACUGUAUAACCGGAUGUGUUAGGAAUAUAUUUUUGUGAGAAUUUAAUACUGAUCUGCACAUUAAUUAGCGGUAUGCUGGAGGAUUCAGAAGGUAAGAUAGUCCAGAAUCCAAACAAUCAUUUAAUUUCUGAAUUUUUUUUUAAUUAUUUUAACGGUAUGAUAUCCAUUUCCUCAACAGGUGCAUGAAGAUUUUGUGUUGCUGAUAAGAAAACGUUUAUAUUAUGUUAGGCUCAUGUCGCUGAAAAAUUAGCGGUACUGUUAAUAUGGUUGAGCUUGUCUCUGAUGGUAUGAUCUUAAAAUCAUCAGAACUAGUCUCAGAAAGUCAUUUUUACUGCAAAUUAAAGAAUUUGGCAACAAAACAGGCUUAGCCCUUAUGGACUUCAUUGCUGGUGUAAAUGAGAGCUGAAGUACUUGUUUGUAUACGGUGUGGUGUGGAAGUUUUGCUUACAAAAAUAGAUGCAUUAGGAGGAUGAACAUUUGAGUGAGGGUUUGCUGGAGGCUUUUCUCAAUCUUAUCUCUUUGAGUUUUGGCACACCACAGCAUCAAACGAGUUAGCUCUGCCUUCAAAAUUUUUUGAAUAAUUUGGUUUUUAAUCUUCCAAUUAAAUGUGUUUAUUUUUGUGUGCAUUGUAAUCCAUUUAGCAAGUGUUAAGCAUUAUCUGUUUGCCAAAAAUAAUAAUGAAAAAAAAAAUUCUAUAAAUGAUUAUUAAGAAUUUGGGAGAUAAUUGCUGGGCUGAGGAAUCUGGGUGUUUUAAUUAGAUGACUUGCAGUAUGUUACCAAAACACAAACAAAUACCAAUUUGUUUCUUAAGUUAAAAAAAAUUCUGAAGUGAAUUUUCAUGCACUAUCUAGGAAGUAUUUAGAAAUCUGUGUGAUUGAUAGUUCGCAUAAUGGAAAAUUCUUGUUGGAAAAAGUUCUUAGACUGAUCUUUUUCAAGUGUCUUGUGCACAUCUCUUCAAAGAGGAAACUAACUGUUAUGUUUCUGGUUUCCUUGGUCAUUGCUUAGUUAGGAUUUCGGAACAGAGAAGUAGUGUUGAAGUUUGAUCAGUGAUUAUCUAUAUCCUUUAAUAUAUUUUUUUUCCAUUGAUCUAUGCUUCUCAUUUAAUCAUGUAACUGCAAGGAAUGUAACAGGUGGCUGUUCGAGAUAGUCUGGAUAACAACCAACAUGUGUACUCAUUUUGUCCUCCAACAAUGAUUCAUUCUAGUUUUCCAGCAUUAUGAAUACUAAUACUGUUUCUAUUUUAUUUCAGUACUAGCAAGUGUACUUCUUACAUGACUAUAAUGCUGGCAGAGUUAAGAAUGGGGCGUCUAUGUUGUGUUAUGCUGGGACUUUUUUGAAAAUUAAGCUAUAAUAUUUUAUUUCUGUAAUAUAUAGACAACAUACAGUUCAACUUCCAUAUCUCAAACAUCAAUAUCUCUAAUACUAUGGAUAUGUUGAAGUGAGAUGAAAGUCCCAAUUACAUUUUCUUUAUGUAUUUUUAACAUCAAUAUCUCGAACCCUCGGAUAUCUCAAAAGUUUUCCUCGACCCCAUCAAGUUUGAGAUAACUGUUUGACUGUUAUUAAUUGUCUCAAUAGUCCAAUUGGUCACUAUAGGUCUUGAUAUUAUAUCCUAGUAGAAGUCAGAUAUCUGUUGGAAUGUGCAAUUUCAAAAUUGAAUAUAUAUGAUGUUGUCAUUUUUAAUGCAACAGCCAAUUUCAAGGUAAUUUCACUUGACUGAGGGUAAGAUUUACACAUCAAACUAAACAAUUUGAUGAUAAAGCUAAAUGAUAACAGACUAAGUGUGUGUGAUAUAGUGUACUGGAAAAUGAAUAGUAGUAGUCUUAUAACACCUCCAUGGUGUAGCAAUGUUAAAGGGACUGAUUCACGAUUUCCCCCCAAAUUUUGUUUUUCACUUUAAAUAAUCAAAAUCUACAGUCUAAUAUGUUUAGAAGGUUUCACAAAAAAAUUAAGGUUAUUUAUCAUGACACAUGACAGAAAGAUUGAGGUGUGUAAAUAAGUUUUCAAAAUAAGUUUAUUAUAUAUAUCGCAUCUCAAGUAUAUUUUAGAUAAAAUGUGUCAUUUAAAAGUUAAACUUUGUGAUUGUACAAAAUGAAGAUUCUUUAAAUUACAAAAUUAACAUUUCUCUGGUUUGUUUGUUUACAUAAAAAGACUCGAGUCUUUGUUUACAUAACACAGAAUCAAAGCUAGAAUAUUGCUCUUACCCUUGCAUUCAGAUGGUCCAAAUUUUGGUUGUCAUCAUUAAAUGAGUAAUUUUUAACAUCAAAAAUGAAAAAUAUUUCUUUUGAAAAACAUGAACCAGUCCCUUUAAAUUCAUGAUAGAUUUAAUAAUAUGCAAAUGAGACAGCGAAGACUUCAAAAUUCCUGUGGAGAAUAAUGCAAUUUGACCUAAAUAUACAAGCCAAAAUAUUAAUGAAAGAGCAUCAGAUUUCUGUAUAUCUAUAUUGUGAUCAGAAGAAGUAAAUGCCCAAAUAUUUUGAUAUCUGCUGUCAUCAUUUUCAUGUAAAUAUGUCCCUUUAAUGAGAAUGGAUACAUGCCAGUAGAUCAUCCAGAACAUAUUGCAUAGCAAAACCUUGUAUCGUUACAAUUUUAUGUACUUUAAGUCUGCGUGGUAAAGAGAAAGGUAUGAAACUUUUAUUAUAAAUGUAUACAUAUAUGUAUCUCAACAUUCAGAUAUAACACCAGAGAUUAGCAGUCAUCAAAUUAUGUAAAAUAAUGACAAGGUGACAUGAAAUAACCGGUCUGUGCACAGGUGAGAAAUAUGGCUGCCAAGGCGUUACUUCUAAAGUUCACUCUUUAACAAGGAUGCCUUGACAUUACGAAUUUGUUUACACCUGUGACUGGAAGACGUUUGGUGAUAGGACUGUGUUUGGAACCGAGGACCACUUGAUAAAGGAAAUUUAUGAUAACAUUCUCUAAAUCCACCUGACCUAGCUGGGUUAAUUCAAAACUUUCACUGUAGUACCUUGUCAUUGGUGCAAGACGAAAAGAUUGUGAAAUGCAAACAGACUAGAAUGCCAGAAGAAUAGGGCUUUGUAAAACAUGCAUUGGAGGUUCCAUGAAGAGUAGCGUACAAAGACUUUGAUUGACAACAGAUUACAUAUUUGUUUACAUUAGAGAAAACUUUAGGAGCAGGAAGUUGAAAUUGUGAAUUCCUCAGUGUUUCCAAAAUCUUCAAAAUCUACAGUGCUUACUGUUCUGAUUGUGAGUACAGUUUCUGUAUUUGUAAACACCGUGGAAGGGAAGUGGGUAUCACAGGCUGGAUCAGCAAAUGCUGCUCUCACGUAUGAAAAACAAACACGAAGUGACCACUUGUAUUUUAAAAAAAUAACCAGUGAAGGAUUUUCCCCCACAUGUAAUCCUAAUCCAAUUGUCCCAAAGCUAAUUUGACUUUUAUUUUUUGGUAUAUAAUCUGACUCUGCUGACCUUCCUGUCAGGUGACCCCAGCUGUGUGGAUAGAGAAAGAGAUCAUAUUUUAUGUUCAUUAUAGUGUCUAGAUGUUUACAGAGUUUAUCUAAAGAAUAUACAGGGCACCCAACCCUGAUACACAACCAUGUCACCAGGCUCCAUGAUUGGAAGUUGAUAGAAGAAAACAUGCAAAACUAAAUAUUGUCAUUGUGUGGGAUUUAAAGGCAUUCACCCAGAAGGAUUUGUAGGAAUCAUGCUUGUUAUGGUUAAAAAGUCAACUGGAUAAAUUUUUUGUCAUUCAAUAUGACAGCUCCACUAGGAAAGUAAAGUAUUUGGGAGAUUGAAAAAGGAAACUGGAUUGACUCAUGCUAUGCCCACAUAGUGAUACAUGAAUGAGCAAUGAAUAAAUUUCUCGAGAAGCGAAGAAGCCAAAGUAAGUUGAAAACUACCUUUAAUAUCAUCAGCUUUAUGUACAGUUAAAGUGUCAUAUUGAAUAGGUGACUGUUAUGGAACAUUUAUUUUGAUAGACUGGAUAAGCACAUACUGUAGGAAGGUUUACCCAGAGGUUAAAAUACUGAAUACGGGUAGCAUGAUGGUCAUGUAGUCUCCCUCUGCCUGUUCUAACUUUAGAUUUCUUUUAACAUAGCAGUACACCCAAAUACAGUUGUAUAUGUUGUGUACAUUUUUAAAACAGUCAUUUUAAAUGCUUUACUGGAGUAGUUGCAAUAGAGAGGUAUUUAUCUGAACAGUGCAGUUAUCUCAGGUACUUCAAAGAAGGUGUGUCUGAUUUGGGAACAUAAGGAAAACACUGACAGUCAAGUGUGUGUAAAUAUUCCAAGGUUGCUGCUAAUAAGUCGCAACAUUAAAACUGGUGGAAUAAAGGCAAACUUUAUUGCACUGAGAGAUGUAUAGCAAAUUUGAUUUUGCAGCACACAACAAAGUGCUCAGUGAAACCACAUCCAUCAUGGUAAAGCUAUGGCUACUGUGUCUGGUUGUAUGAAAGCUUUGUUUCUAAACUUCUGUGUAAUUAUGUAUUACCUGGGUGAUAGUUCUACAGAUGUACAUCACAUUGAGCAGAGUGAAAGUUCACAUCAUUCGAGUAGGCUCCUGUUUCUCUAAUUGAAAGUUACAUUGUAAAAAGACGCUAGUUUUCUGAAGUAAUAAUUGUUAUUUUGAAGAAUUUAUAUGCUUGCCCAGUCUGUGAAUUUUCUGUUGCAGUAAAUGCUUUACAGUGUUCAUGAUAUCGCCUUGACAACAUGAAAUAAUUAUUAAGAUGCCCUAGUAUUUGGUGUAUCCUAUUUGGGCCUCAGUAGAUAGUGAUUUUAUGGUCUGGUGGUCACAAAAGUGCUUCUUCCCUACUUCACAGGAAGAAAAUAAAAGAAGAUUUUGGGAUGGCUAUACUAACGGAAGAUUUGAUUACAGCACCUAAUAAUUAACUUAGCUAAAACUUUCUGAAAUCUCUGAAUUAUGUUGAGAGUUCAUUUCUUAAUUUUGAAGAAUUGGUGAUGGUUUCAUGAUUUUGGUGCAUUAAUUACUUUGUUCCUAAGUAAACCACUAUGAUAUAAGAACUUCAAUUAUGAUUAUUUUGCUGAGAUACUCAAUAGAAUAACUUGAUUUUGCUUACAAUUGUUGAUUAUGAUGUUACUGUUAAAGUAAUGACUAGUCAAAAAACUGCUUGCAGCUACUGGUCUACAUAUAUGUCAGCUGACUUACUUUUAUGUGGGUCAAUGAUUUUGCUGAUAAUACUUUUUCUUCACACUUUAAUCAUUAAAAUGAUAUUGACGAAAGUCUCAAGUUUAUAAAUAUCUGUCACAGCUCACGAAAAUAAUUAUGCAAAUAUUUCAACAUUGUCAAGUGGGUUUAAUCGAUGUUGUGUAUUAAUUGUCCAUGUCCAGCACAGGUAAACGUCUAUGUAGUAUGGUGUGGUGGUGUCUUGUUAAACAGUCAGGUGACACAAGUAAAUGAAGGAGUAUCAUUGUGUACGGCAUCCAUUCUUCCACUGUUUAAUCUCUUGUAAACACACCACUAAGGAAUAUAGGGAGUGAAUGUUAGUAUAUGUUGUUGGAGAAAUUUGGAAAUAACAGAUGAGGUAAAUAGAAUAUGUACAAAUUGUGUAUGUACAGUGUACAGGUUUUACACACCUGUUUUGCAUGUUAAUGUUGAAGGAAGGCAGGCUGUUAUGAAAUAUUCUUAUAAUUGCUUGGAGUUUAUUUGUAAGGUCUGUUGUAUAGUUAUGGGUUUGAUAUGGGUUUGACCUUUAUCAUUCUUCUAGUGGACAUGGAUCUAAGAGGUUUCUGUGAUAGGACUUAUUGACCAGCCAGUCAACAUCAAACAGUUUAAAGACUGUUAUAAACAGUGUUCCUGUGUUUGACUUGAGAUGAAAUCCUCUUUAUACAGAGAAAGUCAAUAAGACCACAUCUAGUCAAUAUCUCUCAUAGGUCAUGGGAAGAGUUGAAGUGUAUCAGUUACCUCCCUUGUUGGAACACAACAGUCAUCCCCCUUGUUUGACCUCUGACAAGUAAUGAAACUGUCGUGUAGGCACAGUUCAAUAAGUCAGUGUAUAUUUCCUACAAAACAAUAAAUUUUUUUGUAAUGAGGUGAUUUCUAGAAAAAUCAUACCAUUAGGUGUGCAUGAAAUUAUCCAUAUGUACAUGUAUGCAGAUAAAAAUAACUCUGCUUAGGAAUAACUGAGAGGUGAUUCACGGCAGACAUGCUGUGCAACAAAACAGGAUUGUGUUUUACAAAGUCGCUGGUCUGUAUGUCAUGAAUAUUCAUACAAAUUGGUAGUGUAGGACACUUAGUGCAGUGUUAGCGUUUACUGCAGUGGUACAAGAAAUGACAUUGCAGUAUGUCCUGUUUUUACGCAAUCUCUCCCUUGACCACACAAGGCAUUACUAAUCAUUAUUAAUGCUUAACAAUACUUCAAAAUAUCAGUUAUAUAUUAAUUUCAUUCACAGUGAAACCUUUAUGAUUAUUCAAGGUGGCUCAGUUUAUGCUGUUUUUUGAUAUUGCAUGUGGUCUUUGAAAUAGAAUUAUAUUCAAAUAGAAUUAUAUUCCAAUCUUCUGAAAGUCCCAAGCUGUUACAGGCAGUUUUAUGUUAUACAAAGAAUGUAAGUGUUGAUGAUUUUCCUAGACUGCAUUUUUUAUGAUAAAGUAGAUUUAUUAAGGCUUUUAAUUUUAUGGAGCAUUGAAUAUACAAUGCUUUAAUUUCCCUUUGUUAUUCCCUCUCUCAUUCUUUCUCAAUGUGACACUAUCUUUUCGUCCAGUAAAUGGUGAUUCAGCUAUCCCUGAAGAGGCCUGAAGGGCACAGAAGACAAAAAAAAUCUUUUUAUGAGAAUUUUUUCUGUAACCAAAAAAGUACUAAAAUCUGAGCAUACAUGGAUUAUGCUGAUCGGGGCAGUGAUGUGACCUACUUAGACACCUACCUGGUUUGACAUCAAGAUUCUCUCCCUUCCUGUCUCUGCCCUAUCCAUCUCGCAUGUAUAUGAUUACAUAUGAUUGCAAUGCCAAACCAGGACAGUCAGGAAUUGCAACCACUGACUAAUGAUCUAAUUGAGAUGAUAUCAUAUAUUCUGUUAUCAUAGAGGGAUGCAUUAAGCAGUUACUUGUUUCCACAGAGAACAAUUUAUUUCCCCGUGGGUCUGGCACAGUGAAUAUUUUGGCUGGGGGAUUGGAUUUUCCUUCCUGCUUGACAACCUGAGAUUUCAUUGUGAUCCUUUGUGCAUGCAUGACUUGCUGUCAGAUGGACUACUUGACAGGUUGAAGUACGGAAAUUUGUACUAAGACUUACAUGGACUCUGCAGUGUGAAACUCUUCAUCUUGUUUGUAGUGAAUUAUCUGUGAUGUGUGUCGGAAGUUUUAUCUUGUUUACUAAUACCAGAUAAUCAUGGAUAACAAGAUGGAGGAAAACGUCCACCCAGAGGGGUACAACUCCCUCCCACUCAGGAGAAAGAACUGUAAAAAAUACAGGAGGGCCUCAGAAGUACUCAUAAAUAAACGCCAAUUUCAGGAUGGGCGACUUUGUACCUCAGUGUAUGGUACUGGUGACCACAUGACUGGACAGAAAGAUUCUGGACCCUUUGUUGCACUGACUCUUAUGAACAAAACUCCUGAAAAAGUCACAAAACCAAUUCCAGUCGAUUCUAGAAAGAGUGCAGAACUACAGGCUUUUAAACUUUCAGAGAUUAAGAAAUAUUAUGACAAUGCCACAGAGGAAUUACAGAGAACAAAGGCACAGUUGCAGAACAAUCCAUCAGAUGAAAAACUAGCUUCAAAAGUCAAAGAACAAGAAGCUCUAGUUAAAAAACUUGAAGAUCAAAUAAAGGUUCUUAGUUCUACCUUAAACUCUAGUCAGAAUAAUGCACAAGCCGCAGAAGAAAGUCCUGAGAUUGGAAAUGGAGAAGGUUCUAUAGCUCCUUGGGGACCAGCAGGCCCAGUUUCUGAUGGUAGCAGUGUGUCCGACUCCCCAACCAACUCCCCCAACGCCUCCCCUACCCCUACGCACCCCAACAACUCAGUAGACACGCAAUCCGUCCAGAGGAAAGACGUGGAUUAUGAUGAAAUAAGUCAGACAAGUCUAGCCUCCAGUGGUCAACAACAGAGGCAAAUCAUCGCUGCAGAAGAAGACGAAUUCAGCUCUGAUGAAGAUAUGCAAAACAAGACAGAUGAUUAUGGCCCUUUCAAUGACUUGCGGCAAUUGGAAACCAAACCUACCCAUAUGUCAGUCUUCCUCAAUUUUGUCCUGAAGAACGAGUCUCCCUCAGCGCUGUUAUUCUACAUAACCACACAUGUGUUCCAUCAAGCUAAGGGUGGUAUUAAGGAGUUACAGAAGUGGGCAUUUGAGAUUUUUUCCACAUUUCUGGCAAAUGGAGCUCCCUUAAAGGUGAAGAUUGAUCAGGCGCUUGUCGACAGAAUUGAUGACAGCCUCAACUUCAAAUCCUCAGAGAAAGAGGAUCUUAUGAGAACAAUAUUUAAUGGAGCUCGUAAUUUUGUUCAGAUGGAGAUCUCCAACAGCUUACAGGAAUUCCGCAGCAAGCUAAGCCUAGGAUUUGGAAGUAUGUAUGGAUUACAGCUUGUUCUCCCCAAUAUGAAACAGAAAGAUGAAGCAGAAGUUGCAUUAAAAAUAUUGUCUCCAUACUUAGAAAAAGUCCCACCAUCAGAUGAAGAUAUCAGACCAGACCAGACUCAUGUAAUGGCCUGGGCAGUAGCAACAUUCCUCAGACACAAUGGCAUCAUGGACAAAAAACAUUCAUCCAUGGAGAGGGUACAAAGUUUUGUGGCAAAGGAAAAGAAGAAACCACUCAUUCAAAGGAAAAGGACAUUUAAAGCACACAGUUUUCAACCUCAACAUUUUUCUCGUGUGGAGAACUGCAUUCAUUGUAAGGAGCUGAUAUGGGGUGUGGGAUUCCAAGCGUACCAGUGUUCCAAUUGUGAACAAUGGAUACACAAGUACUGUUUGGACAGUUUAGAGGAGUUUUGUCCUAAGAAAAAGAGAAAUCGACCUUUAUCAACUAUAAAACCAGUGUCUUCUACAACCGAGGCUCCCAGUCCGAGUCCAGUCAAUCCUACCAUACAGCCUGUAAAGGAUGAACCAGAAGAAUUUCCUUUAAAGCAUACGGUGGAUACUUUGAUUAAAAAGUAUGACCCAGUACACUCAGAGGGGCCAAGUGGUCGUAAAAAGAGCCCAAGUGUGGAGGAUAUGACCAAUAAGAAAUCCACCGAGAUCAGUCGAUCUGAAAGUUUAAAGGGUCGGCAUGACCAGAAAGGCAGAUUUACUGGUAAACAGCGUCGCGUUAAAAGUGAUGUGGAAAUUGAUGAUAACGUCAUGAAAGCCAUAACAGGAAAUUCCCCAAGUUCGUCAUCAUCAAGUAUAAGGAGUGGGGAGAGCCCAAGCAACUCUAUGGAUGCUGUGAACAAUAUUCCUCACACUAUAGAAAACGAUUCGGACUUCGAAGUGGAAAAUGAAUUACCUCCCUUAGAAUCAAUAUAUCCAAAAGAUGUUUACAAAAAAUUGAGACCUAAAGAUAGGAAAAGAUUAGAAGUUAUCAAUGAACUAUUUUACACAGAGAGAACCCAUUGUCGGAACUUGAAGAUAUUGCAAAAUCUAUUUUUUAAACCCAUGUCACAGGACCCUAAUAUAUCACAGGAUUUGAUUAAAGUAUUAUUUCCGAACUUAGACAAGAUGAUAGCUUUACAUGGUUCAAUGAAUAGUGCUAUGAAAGAUAGAAAGAAGUCAAAUUCUAUUGUAACAGAGGUUGGGGAUAUAUUACUGGCUCGGUUUGAUACUGAGGGAGAAGCAUUCCGUAAUGGCUGUGCCGAGUUUUGUCAGAAUCAGUCAUAUGCCUUAGAUUUUUUACGGGCAAGACAGAGAAAAGAUACGAAGCUCAGCAACUUCCUAAAUGAGGCAGAAAGUAGUCCUUUAAUGCGUCGUCUCCAGCUGCGAGACUUAAUUCCCACACAGAUGAUGCGUCUCACCAAAUAUCCACUGCUAAUAGAAAAUCUUAUGAAAUAUACUCAAACGUCAACAGAGGAGCAUUCUCGGCUGGAACGAGCCCUUGCGUUGAGUAAAAGUAUUUUAGCUUAUGUUAAUCAGGCAGUAAAAGACUGCGAGAACAGCUACAAAUUGAAAAUUUUACAGCGUAAAAUUGACAGAAAACAGAUGGAUCACCAUGAUUUUAAAGAGUUGGAUCUCACAAAACACAAGCUGAUGCUGGAGGGAGUACUGACUUGGAACAUUAACCAGAGAAAGUCAGUGGACUGCCAUGUUGUGUUAUUAGAGGACCUGUUAGUGUUAUUUCAGAAACAGGAUGAUAAACUCGUUCUUCGGCAACAAUCCACUCAACUUGUGGCGGGGAAAGAAGACAGUCGAUAUCAAUUUAGUCCACUUCUAAAACUGGAAAAUGUUCUUCACACCAACAGCAAGGCGACUGACAAGAAAGCAUUUUUCGUUGUAUCCAAAACCCAGAUUUAUGAACUCUCUACAUCCUCCACUGAUGAACAGAAGAAGUGGAUAAGACAUAUCAAAGAAGCUGCAGACUCAUUCAAAAAGAGGAAGGAUAAGGCCCAGGAACCGGCGAAGACAGACGUGCUAGCUGUAGAACCUCCUCAGAUCAUUAGAAGGCCUAGUGCAGAGAGAGCUGAGGAUGAAUUGGAAGAAGAGCUUAUCCAACCUGAUGAAAUCACGGUACAGAAUCCCUUAUCUCAGAAAGCUGAACCAGUUCUGACCCCACUAGCUGGACUAGUGGAGGAGGAACUGAAGAUGCCACUACCUAUGGAGAAAUUACGAGAAAUGGCAAAUAGAAUGAAUCAAAUUUUGACCAAUUUACUGGAAAAAACAAGACAGUAUGCAGCACUAAAUGCGGGACACAGUCCCGCAUCUUCCUCAGCUGUGGUGAACAGCCGGGACGAAGAGAGGGAAAGGCUCCGUUUAGAACUGAAGGCCGCCCAGGAAGAACUGAACAUGCUUAGGGAGAUCCAGAGGCGAGUCUCGGGGUCCAACUCUGCAGCCCUCGCACCCGUCCAGGGCCGGCCUCAAAGCUUUAUUUCGGAUGCAUCUUCUUACUCUGAUACUGAGGCUGUAGCCAACACUGAGGAGGAGGAAAUACAAGAUGUUCAGUCAGAUCAUAAUGAAGCAGAAGUGGAUGCAGUAGAUGUACCUGAUGAUCUCGAUGACUUCGACCCAGAGGCCUCAGAACCAGAGGUCUCUGUACCUACCAGAUUGCCAAUCGAAAUCAUUGACACUGAGCUAUUGUGUGUGUCAGAUAAUGAGCCCCCAGAGGAGGAAUCCGUGGUGGAGCCAGAACCUCCUUGUGUGCCCGAGGAGGAACUCACUGGAGCUAAGGACACCAAGACUGAGGAAAUCAAAGCUGAGGAUGGUGUCCAAAAGGCGGAGAUCAACCUCAUUGAGGAGGUGACUGAGGAGGUAACAGAAUUCUCUUCCAACCAGAAGGAUGUCAUUCAUUCCGGGGAAAGUGACAUUGUGUGCAAAGACACCACAAAGGAGGAAGAAGGUGCCAAAGUUCUUCCUAAAGAAAACCCAUGUGAGGAUCCAGGUGGGCUUUCAGCAGAAAAAGGAACAGUUACAGAUGAUGAAAGACGAUUUAGUAAUGAUGACUAUGAAGAUGCAGUGGAAACACAAUCAGAAAUCAGGGAAGACAGUGAGCAAAGGACUAAUAAUGAGGGAUUAAAUCAAGAGCAAUCACAGGAAGAAAUCAUGGACCAAGAGAAAACAGAUGUGGGAAAAGAGGGGGCAGAAUCGGAUGUAGAAACUGCUGACAAACAGAAUGAGGAAGUGGUGGAGGAUCGUGAAAAAUGCCAAAUCAUUGAAGAUAAACUGAGUGAAAAAUUGGAGGAGAAAAUUCUAGACAAUGAUGAUAAUGAAAAUAACUUAGAAUCUACAAAUACAACAGACAAUAAGAGAGAUAGUGGCUCUCCAGUAUAGCAUUAAUCCAGAUCUACUUCUGUCUCGCUCUGUGAUAAGUGCUACAUUCAAACAUGGAUGUGAAUAACAGGUUGGAGGGAAACGUAAAUUUCGCUAUCAGAGUGGUAUAUGACUAUUUUAGUGAGAUUCUGCUGAAAAUGAAAAUAUAGAGGAAUCUCAUUAUAACAGUGAUAUACCACUAUAAUAGCGGAAUUUAUGUUCCCCCCCAACUUGAAUAAGAAUUGUUCUCAGUUAUGUCCCUUGUCAUUAGUUUCUUGUGGAGGGAGACAGUGUUUGAAAUGUUUCCUUAACUCAUUCCUCUGUACAGCUUAAUAGACGGAGAAGAUAUUAUAAUGGAAAAUAGUUAUAUAAAAUACAAAGAAUUAACAAGAAACAAGAGAUUGACAUAUGUAAUUCAAAUAUAUUAUUUUGCGUAUAUUAUAUAUAGAUAUAUAUACAUAUAUGUAUUUUUCUGUUUAAUAAGGAAGAUGUCACAUAUUUAUUUAUGUUAUGGUUGUCUCUGAUGUCAAUGAAACAGGAUAAGUGUGUACAGUUUGUAAAUAAGCAAUGCCUUCAUAGUCAAAACCUCAUUCACUUUCAGAUUGAUAUGUGUACAGCUAGCAUUCUUGGAUAUUCUUGAUUCUCAUAUACAUCAUUGUUAGUUCAUUCUGCGGCUGUGAACAUUUAUUUUAGGCAUCAUUUAUAUUGUUAUUCUUUCAGUAAAGGCCCAAGUUUGAAACCUAAGGCUGACUUUAGGGUGCAAUACAAUUAUUUUAGUUCUAUUGCAAAGCUUUUUAUAUGAUGUAUGGAAGGGAAGACUACUCUUGUUUUUCUUGUGCUUGUAUGAAAGUGUGCUCAAUAUUGGCAUAUCAAGUCUCAUUUUGUAUCAGUGAACUUUAUUUCACAUUCUCGUUGUCGCUGAUUUGGUCACUAUGUCAAACUGCCUAUUAAAUUACACUGAGAAACCACUGCUGUAGCACAAUGAUCUGUAGCAAAAUUUUAUUAUUGUUCAGUUUUCUGAAUAGCAUUUUCAGUCAGAAAGUCAAACUGCAUUACAUUGUAUUUAGCUGAUAAUUUCAUAGUGUUCAUUUGAUACAAUGAGUGAGUGCCAUGCUAAAGCUUUAGCCCUUAUCAUGUGGGUCAUGUGACGUCUGGGAGUUACAUGUCAUCAAUUAAAUUAAUUAAUGCAAUCAUUAAGAUGCACAGAUAAACACUGUAAGUAAACCUUUGGCUUAUGUAAAGCCAAGAUUUAUGUUGAGAAAUUUAUGAUAAUGAUGCCAGAAAUAUUAAAAUCUUUAAAACUC